Messenger RNA from Beta vulgaris subsp. vulgaris (sugar beet), 762 nucleotides. RefSeq lists its product as uncharacterized. NCBI's taxonomy places the organism in Eukaryota, Viridiplantae, Streptophyta, Magnoliopsida, Caryophyllales, Amaranthaceae. Bases 1 to 762 code for a protein of 253 amino acids. The record is from RefSeq and is a predicted model, not a curated record. The transcript has 2 exons.
AUGAGAGAGAUCAACGGACAACGGUGCAUCUUAGCAAUUCCCUUGAGUUUAAAAAGCAUUCCAGAUGAGUUAACAUGGGCAUAUUCUAAAGAUGGGCUAUACUCGGUGAAAAUCGCUUACAUGCUAGGUAAAAGGGGCAAUUUAGAUGAUUUUCAUAGAGCGUGGGGUAUUAUAUGGAGCUUGGAGGUUUCACCCAAAGUUCGGCAUUUCUUGUGGAGGAUAUGUACCAACUCUCUUCCUGUGAGAGCAGCUCUUAAAAGGCGGCAUGUGACGGAUGAUGAUCGCUGUCCAAGAUGUUCGUGUGAGGAGGAAUAUGCCCAGCAUGCAUUCUUUGAUUAUACUCACGCUAUUCAGCUCUACGACUCGGUGGGGUGCAAAGAGAUAGCGAGAAACAAACUUGUGUUUGAGAAUUGCUCACUACCCCUUGUUGUAGUUGCACUACGUGUGGGGAGGCAGGUUGAUGAAUUCAUCGAGUAUACAACUAAUAACUAUGGUGGUGAGCAACAACGAGUGAUGGCAAGUUCAUCUCGUUGGUUGGCGCCUCCAAAUGGAAUUGUCAAGCUGAAUUCAGAUGUAAGCAUUGGUGAAGAUGGAUGGAUCGGGCUUGGGGUCGUGGCUCGUGACUCACGUGGCAAGAUCCUAUUUUCGGUUGUGAGAAGGAUUAAAGCAUAUUGGCCUUCAGAGGUAGCUGAGUGUAAAGUCGUUCAUAUGGCAAUUCGGCUUGCAAAGUCACGGGAUGCAGAGUGUAGUUAUUGGAUCUGA